This is a messenger RNA of Dalotia coriaria, 957 nucleotides long. RefSeq names its product lipocalin/cytosolic fatty acid-binding protein Karl (gene Karl). The transcript is spliced from 3 exons. The coding region runs from base 57 to 800 and encodes 247 amino acids. NCBI's taxonomy places the organism in Eukaryota, Metazoa, Arthropoda, Insecta, Coleoptera, Staphylinidae. The record is from RefSeq and is a predicted model, not a curated record. Gene Ontology annotation, cellular component: cytoplasm. Gene Ontology annotation, biological process: lipid metabolic process; response to reactive oxygen species.
AGAAAUUCAAUUCAGUCAAAAAUGCUCACUGUACUUGAAACUAACGCGCAGUGAAAAUGUGCGCGAUACAAUUUUGUCUACUAUUCCUGUUCAUCAGUGCCACAACAUCAUCUUUCAUCUCUGGUGGAUUUAAAAAACGUCCUGAAAUUAAAACAAAGUGUCCAAAUGUGAAAUCAAUCCGGAAUUUUGAUCUUGAAGGGCUUUUAGGUCCAUGGUACAUCAUCGAAUACUAUGCAAGCUCAGAGGAAGCAUUGUCCUAUCGCUGUAUGCGAGCUGAUUUCACCAUGUCGAAACAACUCCUGGACGUGACCAUGAACUUCACUUACAGCUUCACGGAUGAUCCACUUAAUGAGCAGUUGAUUGGUAAUAUCACAUGGAAUAUCCCGGAUAUGGAACAGCCUGCACAUUGGACACAUUCAGAAGACACUUAUGAAGGAGUAUACAAUACAUACGUCCUGGACUCUGAUUACACCUCCUGGGCACUGUUGAUGCACUGUGCAGAAAAGUCCAAAUCUCCACGUUAUUUAUCAAGUUUUAUUAUGAGUCGUGAAGCGACACUGGGCGUCAACGUCAUCUCUUAUCUCCGGGACAAACUUCCACGGUAUGAUAUUGACUUGCAGUAUAUGUUUGACAUGGGCCAGAAGGACUGCGAUGUUGCACAGGCUGGCAUUGAAAUCCCGCCUAGUUUGCUGGCGUUAAACAUAACCUUAAAUACGAUCAAUGCUACAGGCUUAUUGCCGCCGAGGAUACGCAAUAAGAAACGCAAGCAUCCGAUGAAACAUCAUCAUCAUAAUCAUUAACAAAUAAUUAUUUAAUAAUUUGUUAAUAUUUUCAGUGUGCAAAAUGUAAAAAUAUUUUUUUAGGUUAGAUUUAUUUUGGCUGAUGGCUGAUGAAUGUGUUUCUCUGUGUUUCGGUUUUCGGUAAAUUUGUCGCUUUAAUAAAUUCACAUUCUUUGCA